This is a messenger RNA of Pectinophora gossypiella (pink bollworm), 2340 nucleotides long. RefSeq lists its product as uncharacterized. The transcript has a single exon. The record is from RefSeq and is a predicted model, not a curated record. Bases 1 to 2340 code for a protein of 779 amino acids. Lineage: Eukaryota; Metazoa; Arthropoda; Insecta; Lepidoptera; Gelechiidae.
AUGUAUCGCAGAGUGCGCUCGGCUAGGAAGAUCAUUGAGGCUAAGGUAUUUGAAGGGGAUUUUAAGGGGGCUGUGCGACUUUUGCUGUCUGAGGACUCAUACGCACAGCAGGACUCCAACACUCUGGCAGGUUUAAGAGAGAAGCACCCGGCCCCAUCCCGCCCCCUUGAGGUCCCACCUGAUCCAGGAAUUUCUUUUAUCCCGGAGUCGGUGGCUAUAGAGGAGGUGGUGUCCGGGCUUAACUCGUUUUAUAGUGGCUCUGCGGGGGGUUUGGAUGGAUUGCGUCCCAGCCACCUCAAGGAAUUAACGUCUGUGUCGGCUGGGGAAAAUGGGUGCCGUCUUUUGGGAUGCUUGGUGAAACUCACAAAUUUUUUGCUUAGUGGGCAAGUGACUCCCCAAGUGUGCCCUUAUCUGUACGGCGCCUCCUUAUGCGCGUUGGCCAAAAAAGACGGCGGUAUAAGGCCUAUAGCUGUCGGCAGCGUUUUUCGUCGUUUGGCCGCCAAAUUAGCGUGUCGCGCCGUAAAAAAUGACAUGGCCGGUUAUUUACAGCCACACCAGUUGGGAUUUGGGACGCGUCUGGGUUGUGAGGCGGCCAUCCACGCAACGCGGUCGUUCGUAAUGGAACCAUCGAACUCGGACAGCAUUGUACUGAAGCUUGACAUUUGCAACGCGUUUAAUACUUUGGAAAGAGACGUUCUAUUGAGUGAGGUUAAAGAAAAAGUUCCUUCUCUCUAUCCUUUCCUUCAUCAGGUUUAUAAAUCUCCGUCGAAGCUUUUCUAUAGUGACAACCUCAUCCUUUCUCAAGUGGGAGCCCAGCAGGGGGAUCCGCUCGGGCCGUUAGUCUUCAGUCUGGCCAUACACAAAAUCAUAGUCGAACUCAAAUCGACCCUGAAUGUAUGGUAUUUGGAUGAUGGCACAAUAGGAGGGAAACCAGAAGAUGUUCUUCAGGAUCUUGAGACCCUUAUUCCUCGUCUCAAAGAACUAGGUCUAGUGGUGAAUCCCUCUAAAUGCGAAUUUUUCCCCUGCAGUACAGAGGCUCGUACACACUUCACUUGUUUCUGUUCGAUUCUGCCAGGCCUUAAGGAACUUUCGGUUUCUGAUUUCACCCUUUUGGGGUCUCCAAUUUUUCUUGAUGGAGUUCCUGGGGCCCUUUCUUCUCGCACUCGCCUUCUCUGUGUCACUCAGGAACGUCUUAAAGACCUUUCCGCGCACGUGGCAAUUGUUCUGUUGCGGAUGUGCUUUGCUGUUCCGAAGAUUACGUACCUGCUACGGACUACCCCAACCUGGAAGUGUCCGGGUGAUGUGGCUUCAUUUGACGAGGCCCUAAAAUUGACGGUUGAGUCUGUUUUAAACGUCUCCUUUGAUGAAAAUCAAUGGGUGCAGGCGACUCUCCCGAUCCGGUAUGGGGGUUUAGGGGUGCGAUUAUCUCGUGAUGUGGGCUUGCCGGCUUUCUUGGCGUCGGCGCAUGGGGUUGCAGACCUUGUCGCUACUAUCCUCCAAUCUAAUGGCGGCGGGGAAAGUUUGCCCUAUGUGUCCGAUGCCUUGUCAGCAUGGGGGGCCCUCAACGCGGGAGAGUCAAUCCCUGUUGAGUCCGAUCUUCAGCGUGCGUGGGAUGAUGUCGGGGCGAAGCGGAUCCAGGGUCAACUUAUGUCUCGUGCCGAUGGGGCAUCUUUGGCCAGACUCCGGGCGGUUUCCCAACCUGAAUCUGGGGCAUGGUUGCACGCGUUACCCUCCCCUCACUUGGGCACCUUAUUAGACGACGACUCUUUGCGUGUGGCGGUGGCUUUUCGCCUGGGUUGCAAGGUGUGUGAACCCCACAUAUGCACCUGCGGUUCCAUGGUGGAAGCUGAUGGCCAUCACGCACUGAGUUGUCGACGUUGCGCGGGGAGGUUCUCGCGUCACCAUGCACUCAACGAUAUUAUCCGGAGGGCCUUAGUGUCAGCGAGCGUACCCUGCGUGCUUGAGCCCCCGGGCCUGUGUAGGUCUGACGGGAGGAGACCGGAUGGUUUGACUUUGGUGCCUUGGAAAAAUGGCAAGUGCCUGGUUUGGGACGCUACUUGUGUCAGCACUGUUGCCGCCAGCCACCUUGGUCGAACCAUCCACUCACCGGCGGCAGCGGCUGAGGAUGCCGCUGAGAAGAAGAGGGAGAAGUAUGCAGCUCUAUUGCCUGCAUAUAACUUCGUGCCCGUUGCCGUGGAGACCUUUGGUAGCUGGGGGGCGGACACCAAAAUCUUUGUGUCAGAAUUGGGUCUCAGGCUCAGGGAGAAAACAGGUGACUCCCGCUCCGGCUCGUUCCUGUUCAUUGUGAUCCAGUUCGCGAAGACUAUGCUGAACUUUUGA